This is a messenger RNA of Arabidopsis arenosa, 1057 nucleotides long. The record is from the annotation of a GenBank genome assembly. Lineage: Eukaryota; Viridiplantae; Streptophyta; Magnoliopsida; Brassicales; Brassicaceae.
AGAAUUCUGUAAUAUGAAUUUUAUUCGUUCUCCUAGUACACAGCCAGUGACAUUGACACGUGUGAGGCUAGAAAAUGAUUAGUGUCAAUCACAAAAGAAGUCAAGACGCAUGCGUAUCAGCCACAAAUCUGUUGAUUAACCUUCUCGAAUUCGCCGGACAAACAUGGAAACAGCUCUGCUCCGGUACUGCGUCAAUUUUUCCAGUCAUCCUUACCACAAGAAAACCUCUGCUCAUCACAGAGUCGAUGGUGAGACUCAGAGAGACGAGAGGUGCGCUACGGUUUUGAGUAGAAGAUCGGUACUGGCGUCUGGAUUCUCGUUAGUCUCGUCGACGGCUUUAGUGUUUCCAGGGGAUGGAUUAGCUGUCGUGAAACAGGGUCUUCUUGCCGGGAGAGUUCCUGGUCUAUCCGAACCUGAUGAUGAAGGUUGGAGAACAUACCGUAGACCAGACGAGAAGUCAGGAGGGCAUGGUGUUGGUUGGAGUCCUAUUAUCCCUUACGCCUUUUCGGUUCCUCAAGAUUGGAAUGAGGUACCUGUAUCGAUCGCUGAUCUUGGUGGCACCGAGAUUGACUUGCGAUUUGCUAGUCCUAAAGAAGGCCGUUUGUCUGUUAUUGUAGCUCCUGUUCUAAGAUUUGCAGAUAACCUCGGGGACGAUGUUAAGAUUGAAAAUAUUGGGCCACCAGCGAAGGUGAUCAACGCGUUUGGACCAGAAGUUAUUGGAGAAAACGUUGAAGGGAAGGUGUUAAGUUCCAAUGUUGCAGAACACCAAGGUAGACUCUAUUACCAAUUUGAGCUAGAGCCACCUCAUGUACUGAUCACAGCAACAGCUGCCGGAAACCGCCUUUACUUGUUCAGUGUCACCGGAAACGGUCUUCAAUGGAAGAGACACUACAAGGAUCUGAAGAGGAUAGCUAGUUCAUUCCGCAUUGUUUAGAGGCAUUAAACGAAACUUUUUUUGAUUCAUCAGAUCUUCAACAAGUUGCUUAAGAGUUUAUCAAGACUUAAGAACACAAAGAGCGGUACAUAAAUGUAUUUGUAAAAAAGUUGAGAAUCCUGU